AUGAGUUAUACACAAUCGUGGACCGAUGAAAGUACUACGACACCAACAAAUUCUAGUGACGAUCAAGAGAAAACUAAUUCAAGCAAUUAUUCUACAGAAAAUAGAGAUAAUAGAAAAGCAAUAAAUAAAGAUUUAUACAAAAUAUGUACUGAACAAAUUAUUGUUCAUCGUUGGUUUUUAUCCGAUAUACAAUCUUUAAAUAAUCAAAAACAAGAUUUUUACCUGCAAUCCAGUUCAUUUGGUUGUACUGGUGAAAAUGAACUUUUACAGUGGAUUAUUCGUUUCUAUCCCAAAGCAUCAAAGAAUAAACCUUCAUUUAGUUUUAUUGAUCAUAAUGAAUGUUGUACAAAAGUAAAUAAUAAUAGUGCAUUGAAUGAAAUUUCAAAACAUGAUGAUAAUGCACAUCAAAAUUUAUUCAAUACUCUUCGAAAUAUGAUAAACAACAAAGAAAAUCAAAAUUCAUUGUCAUAUAUAGAAUCUUUCAAUCAAUUACUCAAUGAAAUUUUACUAAAACCAAUAUCAAAUAUUGAACACUCAAUAACAACAACGAACGAACACUUCAAAAAAGUCAUAUCAUCAGAAAAAACAGUUCACAUUCCAAUAUUAAAUCAUGAUAUAUUAAAAACUUUACCACAAUAUUCAAUUACAACAAGUGAAGAAGAAUCAUCGUCAGAUGAUAAGUCAUAUUGUGCAUUUGAAAUUCUAAAAGUAAAUGGAUAUGAACAAACUUCUCAAACACUUUUUGAAACUAACUAUCAAGUAUUUGAGAUAGCUGAUGAUGGUAUUUUAAAUCUAUUAAAAACUGAAGGUCGUCAUCAAGUACAUUUUAAUCGAGCAUUGAUUAUUUUACCUCAUGAUACAAUCUUCUCUAUUUCAUCAAAUAAUAUUCUAUUCUCAAUCAAAUUAAUUAUCUAUGAAUGUUCAUCAACAAUUGAUAAUUGCCAAUCUAUGUCUUAUCACAAUAAAAUUAUUAAAAAUUUAUCAUUUGAACAACCUCUUCAUUCAAAUAUAUCAAGUGGUGAUACUAAUAAAUUUUAUAAUUAUAAUCCUAUGAUAGAAUUAUCUAUUGGAAAUAUAUAUUGGCUUAUGUCAAUGAACAAACUUUUUACUGAUAUAAUUAUUUAUUCUUCAGAUAAUCAAGAAUUUCAUGUACAUCGUCUUAUACUAUAUACAGCAUGUGAAAAAUUUACUAAAUUUAUUUCUAUAAAUCAACAAAUGAAUAAAAUUCAACUAGAUUUUAUUAAUGGAAUUAAUCUUAAACGUAUUUUAAAAUAUAUUUAUACUGGUGAAAUUGAAAUAUGUAUUGGAGAAUUUUUAAUCGAUGAAAUUCGUGAUUUAUUAAAUGCAGCUGAUUUAUUUGAAUUAUUUCAUUUGAAAAAUAUAUUAACAAAAAAAUGUUUAAAUCAUAUAACACAAAAAAAUUGUUUUGAAUUAUUACAAUUAGCUGAUGAUAAACAUAUGAAAAUACUUAAAAAUCGUAUACUUACAUUUUUAUGUCAAGAAUAUCCACAGGAAACUUUUGUUAAUCUUCUUCGUCUUAAUCAACUUCAAAAAUCCAUAAUUGAAAAUAAUAUCAAGAAAAAAAAACAACAACCAUAA
Molecule: messenger RNA, 1599 nt
Organism: Rotaria sordida
Lineage: Eukaryota; Metazoa; Rotifera; Eurotatoria; Philodinida; Philodinidae
Source: the annotation of a GenBank genome assembly